AUGGUUAUAUUUGCCCAAUUAGGCUACAUGUGGAAUACCCAUUUCAAUGUGAUCAAAUUUAUUGAUUCAUCAAGUUCAAGGCAUGAAAUACAAGCCAUCCACGAAGUGAAAAGUAUUAUACCAAUUUUAUCCAAUACUGCAUAUCCUCGAGACACAGCCAACCAGCUUAGCAAUAUUAUUAACCCAGUUGGAAGUUUAUCGUUCCACGCCUCUACAGCUGGAGAAAUUAAAUCAUUAAGAAAGUUACCAUCAUUUUUUUUUGCACCACAGUUACCACCCACUGAUUGUAGCUUACAUCUAGAGUUAUAUGCUGAUUUUAGUUUACAUCUAGAGUUAAAUACUGAUUUUAGCUUACAUCUAGAGUUAUAUGCUGAUUUUAGUUUACAUCUAGAGUUAUAUACUGAUUUUAGUUUACACCUAGAGUUAUAUGCUGAUUUUAGUUUACAUCUAGAGUUAUAUGCUGAUUUUAGUUUACAUCUAGAGUUAUAUACUGAUUUUAGUUUACAUCUAGAGUUAUAUGCUGAUCAAUGUAAACAUCUAGAGUUAUAUACUGAUUUUAGUUUACAUCUAGAGUUAUAUGCUGAUCAAUGUAAACAUCUAUAG
Lottia gigantea (owl limpet) is the source of this 603-nucleotide messenger RNA. RefSeq lists its product as hypothetical. The transcript has 3 exons. The record is from RefSeq and is a predicted model, not a curated record. NCBI's taxonomy places the organism in Eukaryota, Metazoa, Mollusca, Gastropoda, Lottiidae. Bases 1 to 603 code for a protein of 200 amino acids.